Molecule: messenger RNA, 747 nt
Organism: Linum tenue
Lineage: Eukaryota; Viridiplantae; Streptophyta; Magnoliopsida; Malpighiales; Linaceae
Source: the annotation of a GenBank genome assembly
AUGGAGAUGGACAACAACCUUCUUACGGAAAAUGGUGGAAAGAUGGAGAAAAGAAACGCACACAUUCCACGUUCUAGAGGGAGAGAUGACGAUUACGUUGAAGGACGUAGCCAUGCUGACAAAGCUUCCAAUCGAUGGUCAUGCAAUAAUAGAAAGUUCAUAGAAACCAUUGAAUGGUUGGGGCCCAUUUAUAAACGAGCGUUUAGGUAUCAACAUCCCCGAGAAAACACAAGAAGGUCGUCAUGUACCACCUCUACACAAGUAUAUGCUAUUGAUACCUUGGCUAGCGAGGACCGUUGGGGAAUUACCGGAGGAUGCCACGAAUGCUCAGAUAGAGAGGUAUGCUCGCAUCUACCUGAUUUUUUGGUUGGAGGAUUUUUGUUUCCGAACAAGUCUGGUGGAAAUAUUCAUUGUAUGUGGUUUCGAGUUCUUUUGGAAGAUUGGGACGAGAUUGGGAGAAAAAGUUGGGGAUCUGCUUGUUUGGCGAUGAUAUAUUUGGAGUUGUGCAAGUGUACGGAUCCGAAAACAAAGCAAGCGGGUGGUCUCAUGUUCAUCCUCCAACUAUGGGUUUGGGAGCACCUUCCGACUUUCGCUCCGAUCUGCCCUACCAACAGUUGGGGUCCCGAUGAGCCACUACGACAAUGGGCUUAUGGUGCUAGAUGGAUUGGAGCUAUCACGAGACUCACCUCUCUAGACGGGUACCGCCAACAUCUUGACUGUAUAGAAUUCAACGAGGUAACAUUCUAG